Messenger RNA from Haemonchus placei, 309 nucleotides. The record is from the annotation of a GenBank genome assembly. Lineage: Eukaryota; Metazoa; Nematoda; Chromadorea; Rhabditida; Trichostrongylidae.
AUGCCAAUUUUGGACACGGAAUCGAAAUGGGAUCGAUUAGCCAAGGGCUACUAUCAGAAGUGCCUUGACGAAGAAGAAUUGGAAAGGACCGGUUUGACAGCUAUCCGAGAAAUCGUUGAUUGGGUUGGAGGCUGGCCAACACUUCAAGGAAAAUUUGUUUUUCAAGGAACUAACUGGAAGGAAUGGGAUUACUCAUGGGAACAACAGUUGGCAUUAUUGAUGAAUCGAACCGGUGUGAAUGCCGUCAUACUGGAACUGGCUGUCACUCAUGAUCCGGCAAAUAGCACGAAUACCGUAAUUGAGGUUGUC